This is a messenger RNA of Hemibagrus wyckioides, 1509 nucleotides long. It is a transcript of the gene mrgbp, whose product is annotated as MRG/MORF4L binding protein. The record is from RefSeq and is a predicted model, not a curated record. The transcript has 5 exons. NCBI's taxonomy places the organism in Eukaryota, Metazoa, Chordata, Actinopteri, Siluriformes, Bagridae. Gene Ontology annotation, cellular component: NuA4 histone acetyltransferase complex; nucleus. Bases 79 to 711 code for a protein of 210 amino acids. Gene Ontology annotation, biological process: regulation of transcription by RNA polymerase II.
AGUCCAAUCUGGCAACCCUGAUCAAAACCAUGAAAUCGUCUAGUAGAAGAAGAGAAACCAAGCCGCUUGAAUAGAAACAUGGGGGAGGCUGAAGUUGUCUCAGCAGACGAGAAACAAGUGGAUUCAGAAUCCUGUGCUGCUGAUGAGUCAGUGGUAUGGAGUCAAGAGGUGGAAGUGUGUCUCUUUCACGCGAUGUUGGGUCACAAGCCAGUCGGGGUCAAUCGUCAUUUCCACAUGAUUUGCAUACGUGAUAAAUUUAGCCAAAACAUUGGAAGGCAGGUCUCAUCAAAGGUCAUCUGGGAUCACUUGGGAACAAUGUAUGACAUGCAGGCACUGCAUGAGUCGGAAAUCCUCCCAUUUCCCAACUCUGAAAAGAGCUUUGUCCUGCCUGAGGACAUAAUACAGGAGGUCAGAGAGGGGAAAGUAGGUUCAGAGGAUGAUGUAAAGGAAGAGUUUAAAGAAGAGAGGGAUCUCUCAGCCACCCAUGAAGAAGGCAGCAACUCUUCAGUAAAGAUGACCGAGCGCUCAAGCAGUGGCCGAGAGAAGGAGAAGGAGCGGGAGAGGGAGAGGGAGAAGGGGAAUUCAGUUGAGUCAGGUGGUGGCUCCAAAGAGGCCGCCAGCGAGAAGCGGAAGCGAAAUCGGGCCACAGAAAAAACACUGAGCACCGGAAACCCAUCCAGCCCUGGCGGAGCCAAACGCCGCAGAACAUAGUGAUGGUCAGCAGGAGACAUUCGGAGGAUCUAACUCUUAUGGACUUGAGAGGCUUACAUUAGUAGGCUUAUGUUAGGCCAACCACGGUCUAGGCUAUGAUGAAAGUGAUGUGUUGUGAGGCACUGUUUCUGUGUGAAUGGAUGGUUCUCUGUUUGAGCUUUUUCAGAAGCUUGGUGUAUGAGGGAACACACAAGUGCGCACACAUACCACAGCCUCCUGAAGACUAAUCAGGACUCCAAUAGAAAGUAUAAGUAAUGGUUUGAGAAGAUCUUAAAAGCUUCCAGGUUGUGGAUCAUAGUACAGGCAAAUGUUCCUUACCUUAUUUUUUUUUCCCUGGAAAGUAAGUUUUAGGUAGUUGUUCAUAUCCCAUUUUGUACAAGUGACCUCAUGGAGUAAUGUCUGUACCUGAACAUGUUUGUUAGCAUUUUUUUGAAAAUAUCUGUGACUGCCAUGAUGGUCAGUUAGGGAUAGGGUGCUUAGUACUUAGUUCUUAGUACAGCUUGCUUAGUGAUUACAAAACAGUUCUUCUUUAAAAUACUUCUGUCAUGACUUGCUUUGGAUUUUCAGACUACAUGGCGUGUGUAACCUGAGAUGGACUCGAAUCAAGUUCCUCCAUAUCUGUUAGGUGUUUGUGAUUUUUUUUUUUUUUUUUUUUAACACCCAUCCUAAUUAAAUUUACAUUUUAAACAAACAAACAAAAAAAAAAAAUGUGAGCAAGCCUUAAAUCAGGCUUGAUGUUGCUUUGUUGUUUCUUUUAUAUAAGAAUAAAUGCCAGCCUGUGCUGGGUAAUCCUUAGAA